Molecule: messenger RNA, 429 nt
Organism: Cyphellophora attinorum
Lineage: Eukaryota; Fungi; Ascomycota; Eurotiomycetes; Chaetothyriales; Cyphellophoraceae
Exons: 2
Coding region: 1-429 (142 amino acids)
Source: RefSeq, a predicted model, not a curated record
AUGUCAGACGUCAAGGUCAACCCAGACUCGGCUCCCGUCGGGACAUUCGGCGUUCACAAGGAAAACGCGAUCGCAAUCAGAAAAUCGCUCGCACCAAGAUAUGAUGUCGUUCAUAAUUGCACAGAUCCGGAUGCAGCAUUCACGGAGCUUCCGGCACUCUUCUCUGGCGAUCAGUCUGUGAGGCCGUCGAACGGGAUUGGCAGCAACAGCGAAGGUAGCAACAUCCGCAUCCCGAAGAUCAUGAUUUGUGGAGGCGAUGUCCCUCCAGAGCAAAAGCAGAGACUGUACGCGCUCAUUAAGGAGAAGGCAGACGGGGUCAAGUUCGUCGAGGUUGAUCGGGAGAAGAUGGUUGCUGGUAUCAAGAGCGGUCGUCCAGUCCCUGAAGUUGUUACCGAGCUACUACUGGAAGAGCUUGACAAGCUAAAAUGA